Medicago truncatula (barrel medic) is the source of this 3139-nucleotide messenger RNA. Its product is annotated as pentatricopeptide repeat-containing protein At1g05670, mitochondrial. The coding region runs from base 29 to 1180 and encodes 383 amino acids. Gene Ontology annotation, molecular function: protein binding. The transcript has 12 exons. The record is from RefSeq and is a predicted model, not a curated record. Lineage: Eukaryota; Viridiplantae; Streptophyta; Magnoliopsida; Fabales; Fabaceae.
AAUCAAUAACCAUUGUUUUAAUGCUAUCAUGUAUGGGUUGUGUCAAAGAGGUGAGUUAGAUGAAGCUUCACAAGUUUUGGAAGAAAUGAAGAGCAUUGGAAUAUUGCCCGAUGUUUAUGGUUAUAGCAUUUUAAUUGAUGCCUUCUGCAAGAAUGGAGAUGAUAAGAAAGUUGUUGACUUGAGGGAGGAUAUGAAGCUCAACCAAAUAAAACCAUCCAUUGUUAACCACACUUCCAUCAUCCACCGUCUAUGCAAGAGCAAGACUAUGCCGAUGCAAAUCGUGAUGAAUAAGUUCCGUGCUAUUGGUGCUUCGGGUUGCAAAUAUGAUCAGACUAUUUAUGAAACUUUAGUUGAUGGAUUUUGCAGGGAAGGUGAUAUGGUUUCAGCCGGAAAGCUUUUGGAGGAAAUGGGUAGCAAUAAUUUUGCUCCCUCUGCUUUUUGUUAUUGUAGUCAAAUUAAGGGGUUCUACAAAUUGAGACAAUUCGCUAACGCGUUGAAAGUUUAUAGUAUCAUGCAAAAACGUGGUAUAAGGCCAGAUACCAUCGCUUGCAAUCAUAUCCUUAGUAUUUACUGCAGGAAGCGUGAAUUCAAUGAAGCCUUGGCAUUGUCGGAGGAAUUCCGGGAUCAUGGAGUUUCCCUCAACCCAUAUUCAUAUAAUGAAUUCAUCAACAAGCUUUGCAGAGAAAGUUUUCCAGAAAAAGCACUGCAGCUUCUGCCAGUAAUGCUUAAAAGGAAUGUACUUCCCGGAGUUGUUAAUUAUAGUACUCUUAUAUCUUGCUUUGCCAAACAGACGAAUUCUAAAAAGGCUGUGAAGUUAUUCACAAGAAUGACAAAAGUAGGAAUCACUUUCAACAUCAAAACGCAUACAGCUCUUAUUGACCUAUGCAUCCGUAAUUGCAAAAUUGAUAAGGCAUGUGACUUAUUUGAGGAUAUGGAAAAAAGGGGUGUGCAUCCAGAUCAGAUUACAUAUAAUACUCUAAUAGCUGCUUUUUGUAAUACUGGAGAAAUGAUAAUAGCGAAGACAUUAUUUGAUAGAAUGUUACAGGAAGGCUGUUCACCAAAUGUAGUUACUUAUUCAUGUUUCAUUAAUGCAUAUUGGAAGUUAGACAUGAGAGAUCAGGCUCAUAAGUGGUAUGACGAAAUGAGGGCAAAGGGUUUGUCCAGAUUAUGUAGGUCAUAAGUUUCCGUGUCCGGAAGUUGGUGCAAUUCAUGGAGUUAGAUAGCUCUGUCAAGGCCUCCAUUAUAUCCAGCUGAAAUUUGCAUAGCUGUAGGCGAUUCAGCUGGGGGAACUAAGCAAGUUUAUGACAGGCGCUUCAGAAGCUGUAAGGACUAACGCCUAACUAGUGACCACUUGUUGAUGAGGCUCUGCUAUCAUAUCAAGGGAAAAUACUCGGAGAAGUUUAAAAUCUUAGUUUUCCCUUCUGGUUGCAACUAUCAAUGCCAUCAUUGUCUCCCUUUUAAUUUCUUUGGCUGUAGCCGGAGGAUUCUUGGCUCUUUUCUUUGCUUUGGUGACAGCAAUAUAUAUUGGAGCAUUAUUAGUAGCACUAUUUGUUAUCACCACAGUUAUGUUUUGGACAACUGUGGCUAUUCCAAUAACUAGAGGUACAAAGAGCCUUAAAUUUGCAAAAACGCUCACGGAGCAAGAGUGGCUCUGCAAUUUCAACUUAUUCUGCUGCUUGGGGUAGCUGUAACCUUUUACACAAACAUUCCAAUUAGGAGCUAAUCACACACGGCAGCUUAUGCGCUAAGUUACAUGUGGAUGCUGUGAAAUGUCAAAAGCUUCUUAUAUUGACUAGGACAUUCCUAAAUCCCGCUCACUGUUUGGUUUCCAUGGCUAUGAUUAUCUUAAUCUUAAUAUUAGACUUUUUGGUGCCCUGUUUUAGGUAUGUUUUUACAAGUGUCAAAUUUUAAAGCUAUCCGCAUGUACAUCACAAAAACUAAAGGUACACUUUUUUAGCCAAAUUUAGCUCUCAUGGUUUAGGCGGCAAACUCAAUUUUUUGAAAUUCAAAUCCUCACUAAAAUACAAAGAAGUUUCUCUCUGAUAUACAUUUUACUUGGGAGAGUAUACUUAGGGAGGGUAUCUUUCUAGUUCCACUUCCUCAAAGACGCGUACCCACUUUCUCUCACUAGCAGCAGAUUUCUUUUCCUCUCAUAAUCCGAAACCCUCUUCUCUCUUUGUUUACUUUCUUCUUCUCUUUCACUGUUUCUUCUUCUCCUUCUUUGUAAAACUCACUCUCAACAUCCAUGGAGAAACAACCUUCCAUCAAUUUUCUACUCUCAUCUUUUAAUCAUUCUCAAAAUUGAUUAUACGCACAUCUACAAAUCACCAGCGGUCACCGUGUCGGAGUUCGCUUCUGCUGCCCCGGAUUUGCAGUUAGAAACUUCAUUCAGGUUGAAAAAGCUUGCGGUGAAGAAUGGAAAUCGUGUCCGGUGAAGUAGUUAACACCAAUACAACCAAAGGAUCAGUUUAUUAGAAAACUACUAGCUUUGCAGUUUGUUUCAUUGUAGAAGCUCUUUUAUUAAGAGAUUGAGAUGAGUAAAAAAUAAAAAACAUUAUUUGAGUUUUAUUUACCAUUACCAACUCCGUUUCAAAGUUCAGGGUCCUAUAUACACUCCCUCAUAAGGUGCAAUUUCUGGAAACAGUCACUCGUGGAGACCUGUAGCUUGGUCAAUAUUCACCUAACUUGAAUUGGAUUUGUGAUUUGCAUUCUGAGCUAGCUUAAGGAGUUGAAUACAUGACAAUAUGAAUGGAAGGGUUGGAUUCGUUAAUACUGUAUGGUUGGUAACUACAAAGAGCCUUGGAAUUGCAAAACACUGCUCGUUGAAUGAGUGACUCUAGAACUACAACUUGUUCUGCUGCUUGGUGGUAGCCGCUACCUUCGGCACAAACAUUAGAAGCUGAUCACACGCAGUAGCUUAUGCGCUAAGUUACAUGUGGAUGCUGAAAUUGCAUUUUUGUGAUUAAUAAUGUAAUUUUGAAACGAGUUGUAGUUUAUGUACUAAUAUGAACAAAGGAGUAUGUGAUAUUAGAGUAGCUAUCACGAAGUAGAAAAAAAAUUAAAACAUCUGAUAUUUUAUUGUAGACACAACGCAUGCCCCUAUUAUAUGUGAUUAUCACCUUUAAUUCGUUAUAAAAAA